CUCUGUGGUCGAUCCCUGAGGUGGUGGUGAUCCUUCAACAGAGCGCGCUGGAUCUCCGUGCGGCAGGACGCGCGUCUCUGCAGACACCGGACUGACUGCUCUGCUUUAUCCGCCUCCACCGGAACCCUUCAGCAGUCUGGAGCAAUGCGCUGCGCUCUGCGUAAAGGUUAGAGAGGGCGGAUCACUGCCGGACACCUCUGCCUGCCCAGCACCCCGGGGGUCGGGCUUUGUUAACUGUGAGGACUCUCAUUUCUUUGCCAAGAUAUUGUGAGAAUGGAACCAAACGGGAAUAACUGUGAGGAUGACCUGCAGUGUGCCGAAGAGGAAGAAGAGGUGGAUCCCAGAAUCCAGGGAGAGCUGGAGAAGUUGAACCAGUCUACAGAUGACAUUAACCGCUGGGAGAGUGAGCUGGAGGACUGCCGUCAGCGGUUUCGAGCAGUGCUGGUAGAAGCAACAGUGAAGCUGGACGAGCAGGUGAAGAGGAUCGGACGAGCUGUGGAUGACUCCAAACCCUACUGGGAAGCCCGCAAAGUGGCAAGACAGGCCCAGGUUGAAGCCCAAAAGGCCACUCAGGAAUUCCAGCGAGCAGUGGAGAUCCUGCGGGCAGCCAAAGAAACCAUCGCCCUGGCUGAGGAGAGGCUGCUGGAGGAGGACACCCGCCAGUUCGACUCCGCCUGGCAGGAAAUGCUCAACCAUGCCACACAGAGAGUGAUGGAGGCAGAGCAGGCGAGAACGCGCAGUGAAGCUGAACACAAAAAAACAGCAGCCAACUACAACUCCUGUAUCAGCCACAUGAGGCAGUUAGAGAAGAAACUAAAGCGCUCCAUCAAUAAAUCCAGACCAUAUUUUGAACUGAAAGCCAAGUAUUAUCUACAGCUUGAGCAACUGAAGCGUCAUGUGGACGAACGUCAGGCCAAACUAGUUGUUGCCAAGGCCGAGUACCGUGCGGCGCUACGCAACCUGGAGAGCAUCUCGGAGGAGAUCCACGCCCAGCGACGCUCCCUCGCCAUGGGAACCAGGGAGCAAGGCGUUGGUGCCGAAGGAGACGGAGGUAACGAGGACAUCGCCAACUUCAAGAUGGAGUCAGACGGCCUCUCAAUGGUGUCAGUGUCCAUUGACGAAGAGGGCAGUCACAGUAGCAGCUCAGAGGAGGAGGCCGACACUCACUCCAUCUCCUCUCCCCGACCAAUGCCCUCCUCGCCUUCUUCCUCUUCCUGCUCCCAUCCCUCCACCUCUGCCUCCACCCCACUCGACAUGCCCAGCCCUUUACCCUCCUCCUCAUCCUCCUCCUCCUGCCUCUCCUCCUCUCCAUCUUCCACCAUCCAGUCCUCCUCCUGUCCCGGUGGCCUGGAGUUAGCGAGCCCCCGUGGCUCUCACAGCCCAGACUCAGUGUGCGGUUCUGGCCAUGCCUCACCUCUCCUGGGCCCUCGCAGCCAGUGCAGUGGAGCUUCCUCUCCAGACUGCGACCAGGAGAGAGGUGACAGAGCAGAGGGAGCCGAGGCGACAUUAGAAGCCGGUCUGAACAAGCUAUCUUUGACUGUAGCACAAGAACAAGAAGCGGACUCUGGGGAUGAACAAGACCCCCAUUUUAUUAACCCUGAAAUCUCCUCUCCCAGUGCCGCCACUGCCAUUCUGCUGUUCAACGGUGUCUAAAGACGUUUGUCGUGCUUUCAACACUCACUGUGCUCAGCUUCAAGCCUCGGAAAGGACUUACUGUCAGAAGCCACAGAAAGCAAUGAGACAGCAAGCUGCAAACCUGUAUGACAUUGUCUCAGUGUUGUCUGAACAUCAGUGGUGUCACAUGAAAGGUGCUAUAUGGAUUUGACAUCAGUAUAUUGUGUUAAAUAAAUAGUGGAUUUAUUGUGAACAGAUGUGAUCGGGGACAGGAUGAUCAAACCUGUGGUAUUAGGACUAGUGUCAUUUAAAGGACUGCAUUUCUCAUAAGGCUCCAUGAUCCAUAUUACAAAGAGAUUUGCCACUUGAUGGAUUUUCUUUCAUCUGUAUUUGUCCAGAGAAGACUAUGUUCUUCUUUUGUGCCAUAAAUCUCUCUGUGUAGUGCAGCACUAUGACAAAUAUUCUGUCCAUGUUGUAGAGGCUGUCAGUCAUUUCAGCGAUGAUGUAACUCAUCCACAGCCAUGCAGUGACGUGUCCACAUUAAUGUAGUAAACUUUAAUUGAUGUUAACAUGCAACUGUUGGCACCACUAAGACACAUUUUGUAUUUAUGUGAAAAAAAGAGCCUCUACUGGCUUCAAAUAAGGAUUGAAAUGGGACAAAAUCAAGCUGUCUGAUGGAGGUUUCUGUCAUGUUCUGCCUUUAUUUCUCAACCCUUUUCAAUUUAUUCUGUUGAGUGUGGAUUCAACUGUGGAGAAAUAGUCAACAAGGAAAAAAACUGGAGUGCAAGCAGUACUCUGAGCACUAAAGAGACUUAGAAUGGUCUUCCAUUUACAGUCGUGAAUGAGUGAGUGAGUGAGUGUGUUGUCGAGUGCAAAGUGCAAACCGCAUUCUCAGGUGGUUUGUUUGUGUGGAUGAUUUUUUGAAUGUGUGUCUGUUGUGCUUUUGACAAAUGUUCAAAUACUACCCUGUAGUACAGAUAUUCUAUAUUUAUACUCCUGUAUUCUUGUAUAUGAACAAUGUUUUGUGGUUACUGUUGUAAUUGUUUAACACAAAAUAGGCAAUAAACGUGUUUCAUGUGAUAAA
Messenger RNA from Amphiprion ocellaris (clown anemonefish), 2698 nucleotides. It is a transcript of the gene sh3bp5a, whose product is annotated as SH3-domain binding protein 5a (BTK-associated). Gene Ontology annotation, cellular component: cytoplasm. NCBI's taxonomy places the organism in Eukaryota, Metazoa, Chordata, Actinopteri, Pomacentridae. Gene Ontology annotation, biological process: intracellular signal transduction; negative regulation of protein tyrosine kinase activity. The transcript has 9 exons. The record is from RefSeq and is a predicted model, not a curated record. Bases 274 to 1653 code for a protein of 459 amino acids. Gene Ontology annotation, molecular function: protein kinase inhibitor activity.